Arabis nemorensis is the source of this 219-nucleotide messenger RNA. The record is from the annotation of a GenBank genome assembly. NCBI's taxonomy places the organism in Eukaryota, Viridiplantae, Streptophyta, Magnoliopsida, Brassicales, Brassicaceae.
AUGAGGCGAAAAAGGCUAGCCCCUCGUCGAAGCAAAAUAAGUGACAAAAACGUUGGAGCUGUUGGUGAUGAUAAUGGUUGCUCGAGUGUUGGAGAUGCUCCUGUUGGCGAGAAUMUUGGACUUGCUAAUGGCGAGGGUUUUGGAGUUGCUGACGGUGGCGAGGAAGUGAGAGUCAAUGAUGAACAAGCGGCUCUAAYUGGAGAUGACUGCGAGGAAUGA